Molecule: messenger RNA, 390 nt
Organism: Dentiscutata erythropus
Lineage: Eukaryota; Fungi; Glomeromycota; Glomeromycetes; Diversisporales; Gigasporaceae
Source: the annotation of a GenBank genome assembly
AUGGCAUCAGAAGAAAUACUAUCCAAGACAAUUAAUAUUUAUCAUGAUGUAGAAUAUAAAGCAGUACCUCUCUUAGAAAUGAGAAAAAAUGUUCCUAAACAUCUUUUCAAUUACAACAAUCUAACAAAUCAUAAAGAGGUUUUGGUUAUUGCAGAUACAAAUAAUGGUAGUACGAAAAUUAUAAACAUAACAACAGGUCAUUAUUUUGUUAUAACACGAAAAUGCAAUAAGUCAGCAGAUGCUUUGACACUUUAUGGAGAUGAACAGUAUAAAUUUAGUGCUGCUAUAAUAUCAGGUCACCCUGUAUAUAAAACAUCUAUUGAUGAAAUUGACUUAGAGGAGUUUAAAGCAGAAUUAGAAAAGCACAGGGUUGUGAAUUCUUUGCUUUGA